CGGCCGAGACGUCAAUCCAGAAAACAUUUGCCGUUCCACCAUUUCCGAUUCGAUUUUGUUUAUUAUAAUUAUUAUUAGUUUUUUGACUGGAUUCGCGUGCGUCGUUCGAUUCGAUCCGAUCCUCCGGUGAGAUCACUUUCUCACUUCCACUUCUUCUUCGUCUACUACUACUACUUCUUCUUAUUCUUACUCUCGUUGUUGCUCCCAGUCGCGCGUGUUUUUUUUUUUUGAAGUGUACGUGUGUGUGUGUGUGUGAGUGCGUAGCCUUGCCUUGCCUUUACCACCAACCCUAGGUCUUCGGGCGCUCCGCAUCUCGCCGGACAGUCAACCAUCGACUAUCGACAAAUUAACAACGAUCUUAAAAAAAUACAACAAUUUCAAAGAUAGAAAACGAAAACCAUGCGAACGAAUUGAAACGAACAUGAAGUUUCUCGCGUUCCUUCUCAUCGCCUUGACGACGGGGGUUGCUUUGGCGACGACCGUUGUUGCUAAGGACUGCCACAAGGGAGGCUCCGGCCCCAAGCUCUUCUGUUACUAUGGACACGUGCCCACCGAAGAUGAGGUGAUCCGGGACGCCUGCAGGUGCAGCCACCUGGUGCUUCCUCACGACUCAGACGCCGCCGCCGUCGACUCGAUCCGCUCCAAACUUGAAUCGACCACGAAGAUACUCAUCACCGUCCACGACCUGAACGAGGGUCUCGUGAAAACGCUGAAGAAGACCAAAGUGGACGGUCUCGAGGUGAAGCUGAAGAAGUUGAGGUCGCGCGAAGACAUCGCCGAUUUCCUUUCCACCGUACGCACCAAACUGGAUAAGGACCUUUUCGUCGCGCUCUCAGUGCCCGCGAAACCCGAAAUCCUCGCCAAGUAUUACGAUUUCAAGGCUCUGUCGAAAUCCGCCGACGUUUUCCUGCUGGAAACCUCGUUCCUGGGCACCUCCAAGAACGUCACCUUCCAUCCGAGCAGGCUGUCCGGUCUCUGGGACGUACAAAACACUGAUUCGGUUGUGGAUUUGGUGAGCGGUUUGGGGGCGCCACUGUCCAAACUGGUCGUCGCGGCGCCGGUGCAGGCGUUCAAAUUCGCGCUCCAGGCGGAACGACACACCGCGCCCGGAAGUCCGGCCCUGGAAUUGUCGACGAUCUCCAGGGAUGAACUGUGCGACGCGAUGGGCGCAGGUGAAGGAUGGACGCUGGAACGUGACCAGGAUCAGGCGGGACCAUACAUCUUCAGGGAAAAAGAAUGGAUCGCUUUCGAGGAUUCGAUGAGUAUGGAUAUCAAGGCCAAGUACGCUCGUGUCAGGGGUUUAGCUGGUCUGGCUCUGAAGGAUGUGUCGCAGGAUGGCGGUUCGUCCUGCGGUGGAAGUCUUCUCGCUGCCGCGGCGGAGGGUCUUUCGCGUCAGGCGAGGGCACCUAGAGGAGCGCUCCUGCAUUCGUUGGAACGCGAAAUCCUGGAGACUCCGGCGAAGAAGUCGAAGAACGUUCAACUAUCGCCGUACCGCAUUUCCAGAGUCAUCGACGUCGAGGGCAAAGUUCACGUUAUCAGACAGGACACCAGAACCGAAUUCGAAUGCUCCAGGCAAGGGUACUUCGUACAUCCCAGAUCCUGCGGCCGCUUCUACCGCUGCGUCAAAUUCGAUCAGCUGACGGAGGAGUUCUCCGUGUUCGAAUUCGAUUGUCCCGCGGGUCUCGCCUUCGACGAACGCGUCGAAGUGUGCGUCUGGCCGGGAAGUCUUCCGCACGCCUCCGCCUGCUCGGGAAGCAGUGAAAUCGCUCCCGUUCCCAAGCAGAGAUUCGUCUGUCCAUCCGAGCCCGGUUACUACGCCGAUCCGGAGAAUUGUCGCUGGUUCUUCGCCUGUCUGGAUCACGGAACCUCACCGUUGACCGCCUACGAGUUCCGCUGUCCCUACGGUCUGGUCUUCGACGGGGAACGUCUUCUGUGCGAGUGGCCGUGGUUGGUGCCCAAGUGCGCCUCCGGUCUGGCCUUCGCCGAAGGCUACGAAAGUCGCACCGUCGGCGAUUAUAGUCUCGAUUUGUACGACGGCCUCGGUUCCUUGAAUGGCAUCCGUCUGGGCGGUCUCAGCGGACCCCUGCAGCAGCCGAUCUCGAAAACGUACAGCAGCUUCAGCAAAGACAACUACCAAAACCUUCUCCUGGGUAUAGGCAACUCGAACGUCGAUCAUUCCGCCAAUCUGGGUCUCCUCUCCGGCGGCAACCUCCACGCCGCCGUCAACGAACACUCGAACGGCGCUGGCUCAAAAUCAGGAAGCUACAGCAGAUUCUCAACAUCCGGCAGCCGAAAUUCAGCAGGAAACUACAACAAAUUCUUGUCCGGUAACGCACAAAGUACAGCAGGAGCUGUACACGAAUCAGGCUUGAAUGCAGCUUCGGGAAAAUACAACAAAUUCUCAUCCGGAUCAAGCUCAAAUUCCGGAAACCAAGGUUUCGCCCACGGUGAUGGCUUAAAUAUUGCCUCAGGUUUAGUACACGAAACAGGCUCUAAUUCCGCUGCAGGAAACUACAACAAAUACUCGUCUGGUUCGAGUUCAAUUUCUGGAAGUCAAGGUUUCGCCCACGGUGAAGCUUUAAAUAUUGCUUCAGGCGAGAAUGGAAACUAUAAUAAAUUCUCGUCCGGUUCGAGCUCGAUUUCCGGAAACUCGGGAAGCGAAGUAUCUGGAGGUUUCUCCACGGGAAUUGUUCACGGCGAAGGUAUUGUACAUGAAGUAGGAUCGAAUACAGGAAAUUACAAGAAAUUCUCAUCAAUUUCCGCCAACGCCGGUGCUUCCCAUGGACAUAGACUAAACGUAGCAUCCGGAAACGCCAAAAACUACAAUGCAUUCUCUUCCGGAUCCGCUAAUGCCGGAAGUCGAGUAUCUGGUGGAUUCUCCUCGGGAAUCGUUCACAAACACGGCUCGAACUUGGCUUCAGGUAAUGCCGAAACCUACAGCAAAUUCUCGAUCGGAUCCGGCUCGGUUUCAGGUAAUUCCGGAAGCCAUGUAUUGAAAUUCGCUUCGGGGGUGGAGCACGGUGAAGGCUUGAAUAUCGCCGCAGGCAACGCUCACAAUUACAACACAUAUUCAAGCGGCUCGAACAUAAUUUCUGGUAAUUCUGAAAUUGCCGCCGGAUUUUCUUCCGGUGUAGCCCACGGAGAAGGUGUGAACGUAGCAUCAGAGAAUACAGAAAGUAAUAGCAAAUUCUCUUCCGCUAAUUCCGGAAGUCAAGUAUCUGGGGGAUACUCGACUGGAAUCGUUCACGGAGAAGGUUUAAAUUUGGCCUCUCACGGCGAGGAAUUGAAUGUAGCCAAUGGAAACGCUUACAACAGCUUUGAAUCGGAAGCCAAUUCCAAUUACGGCGGUUUCUCUGCUGAAGUUGCGCAUGGCGAAGGCUUGAAUUUGGUCGCAGGAAAUGCUGAAAGCUACAGCAAAUUCUCUUCUGGAUCUGAUUCACAUUCAGGUAAUUCCCAAAGUCAUGUCUCAGGUGGAUACUCUUCUGGGGUAAUCCAUGGAGAAGGCUUAAAUGUAGCCGCAGGAAACGUAGAAAGCUACAAUAAACUAUCUUCCGGAGCGCACACAAUUUCUGGUAAUUCAGGAAUUGUUCAUGGAGAAGGUUUGAUCUUAGAAAAUGCAGGAAUUUCUUCUGAAGUUGUGCAUGGGGAAGGAUUAAAUGUGGCCGCAGGAAACGCGGAAAGUUACAGCAAAUUCUCUUCCGGCUCGAGCUCAAUUGCUGGUAAUGCGGGAACUUAUGUAACAGAAGGAUAUCCUUCCGGAAUUGAUCAUGGAGAGAAUUUGAAAUUGGCCACAGGGCUUCUGCUCGGUGAAGAUGAGGGCCUGAAUGUUGCGACAGAAAGUAACUACAACAAAUUCUCUUUGGGAUCGAGCUUGCUUUCAGAAAGUCAAGUAACUGAAGGAGGAUUCUCUUCGGGAAUCGCUCACGGCUUGAAUCUUGGUUCAGGUAAUGACGAGAGUUACAGCAAGUUUUCUUCGGGAUCAUCCAGCUCGAUAUACGGUAAUUCCGGAAGCCAAAUUGCAGAAGGAUUUUCGACGGGAGUUGCCCACGGAGAUGGUUUGAUCGAUCACACUGGUAACUUGAAUUUCCUCGCGGACAUCGAACCGAAUUUCAACGAGUUUUUUUCAGAAUACGGAAACCAGGCGCAAACCAUUCUCCUGAACCAGGAGAGCAUCAACGCUGGAUCGCACGAGUACAGUCAGAAUACCGGUUUCGCCACCGGAGUAGUAGGUGGUCAGGAAGAAAGUACCUUGAAUUUGGCUUCAGUGCAGUCCAGUGGAUUUUCUUCGGGAAUCGUUCACGGGCAAAGCUCCUCGUCUCAAGCGGAGGCCGUCAAUUUGGCAUUCGGAAGUCGCGUGACUUCAGGCAAUUCUCAAGGACAUAUCGACAUCGUAGGCGGCGGAUUUUCAGGCGUAGGAAACGUCAAAGUGUUGGAGAACGCUCCAGUCGUGGCGUCCGUAGUGACGUCCAUUCCAACGGUAACGGCAGUUCCAAUUCCCGCCCAAAAAGAAUUUGAAACUUACAAUGCAGGAGGCGUGGUAGCCAAUCUGCCGGAUCUCCAAUUGAAAUUGGAACAUCCUUCCACAAUUAACCACCAUCUGACAGCAAAAACUCCAGCUGUCACUGUGACUGACGUCCUGUUUGCUUCGACACCGUCGAGCUUAGGUUACGAUUAUCCAAAACCUAAAAUUCCUUUUAUCGAAGGCUCCACCGCUAAACCCACAUACUUACCUCCAGUUCAAAAAACCUAUUUACCAUCUGUUCAAAAGACCUACGUACCUUCCGUCCAAAAGUCUUACGUCAGACCAUUGAGACCAGUCGGCGGUCUCAAAGCUACCGUCAUUGAAAACUACAAUAAACCAGCCGUAGUAACCACUUACCAUCACCAAAGACCAGCUGUUGUUCAACAACACGUCAAAAUCCAUGAAAGUAAACCCGCAAUUGCAGUGCAAGAAGUUAAAGUCGUAAAACCGGCUGUAGUACAGACAUAUUACCACCAAAAACCAGCUGUCAUUGAACAGCAAACCGUUCAUGUUCAACCAACUGUCACAUACGAAAGUGUCAAAAUCGAGAAACCGGUCAAUUUCGAGGGUUACAAAUACGAGAAACCGACAAUCGUUUUCGAAGAGAAACCACAAAUUAAAAUUGAAAAACCCGCCGUCGUUCAAACCUAUUUCCAUCAAAAACCAGCUGUCAUUGAACAUCAAACCGUUCACAUCCAACCAACUGUCACUUACGAAAGUGUCAGAACCGAGAAACCGGUGAAGUUCGAAGGUUACAGAUACGAGAAACCUACCGUCGCCUUUGAAGAGAAACGCGUGCAGAAAGUUAAAAUUGAAAAACCCGCAGUGGUUCAAACCUAUUUCCAUCAAAAACCUGCCGUCAUUCGACAGCAAACCGUUCAUGUUCAACCGACUGUCACUUACGAGAAACCGGCGGUGAUUGAACAGCAGACUGUAGAAGUAAAAACACCCGUUAAAUUUGAGGGUUAUCAGUAUGAGAAACCGACAAUUAAAUUUGAGAUUCCAAAACCCAAGGUCACCUAUCAGCAAGAAGUUAAGGUACAGAAACCUGCCGUUGUUCAGACCUAUUACCACCAGAAACCGGCGGUGGUUCAUCAUAAAAUUGUACAAGAAGUGCAACCUCAAAUUGAGAUUAAACAACAAACUGUUGAAGUUAACCAAGGUUAUCAUUACGAGAAGCCGACGAUUAAAUUCGAAGAACGUUCUAAACCUGUCGUAUCUUACCAACAAGAAGUGAAGGUACAGAAACCAGCUGUAGUUGAAUCCUAUUACCACCAGAAACCUGCAGUGGUUCAUCAACAAAUUGUACAUGAAGUGCAACCGAAAGUGGAGAUUAAGCAGCAAGCAGCUAUUGAAGUUAACCAAGGUUAUCAUUACGAGAAGCCGACUAUCAAAUUCGAAGAACGACCUAAACCUGUCGUCACUUAUCACAAAGAAGUUAGAGUACAGAAACCGGCCGUAGUUCAAACUUACUACCACCAGAAACCUGCCGUGGUUCACCAGCAAAUAGUGCACGAGGUGCAACCUCAGGUGGAGAUCAAGCAACAAACUGUUAAAGUUGACGAAGGUUAUCAUUACGAGAAACCGACGAUCAAAUUCGAAGAGACUCCAAAACCUGUGGUCACUUAUCAGCAAGAAAUUAAGGUUCAAAAACCUGCUGUCGUUCAUUCGUACUAUCACCAAAAACCAGCUGUCAUCCAGCAACAAACUGUCAAACCGAUUGUCUCGUACGAGCAAGUCAAACCUGAAAUCAAAUUCGAAGGUUACCACUACGAGAAACCGGCCGUGAAAUUCGAAAUUCCCAAACCGACUGUAACGUAUCAUCAAGAAGUUAAAGUGAAGAAGCCCGCCGUUGUGGUUGAAUCUUAUUAUCAACAAAAACCCGUUGUUAUUCAACAUCAAACUGAGCGACCGACUGUCGUUUACGAAAAACCAGCGAUUACCGGUUAUCAAGAGGUUAAAAUCGAGAAACCGGUUGAAAGUUAUCAUUAUCAGAAGCCAGCUGUCGUUAAAAUUGAAGAACAGGUUCAAUUCCAAGGUUAUAAAUACGAGAAACCGACAAUCGCAUUCGAGGAGAAACGUAAGGAGGUGAAGAUCGAGCAACCGGCAGUGGUUCAAACUUAUUUCCACCAGAAGCAUGUCACUCCGAAUGUCGCUUACGAAAAGCCGGUGGUCGUUGAACAAAAGACCGUUGAAAUUAACAAGUUUGAAGGAUAUCAUUACGAGAAGCCUUCGAUUCAGUUUGAGGAGAAACCACAGCAGGUUGUCAGUUACCAGCAGGAAGUGAAGGUACAGAAACCGGCGUUCGUGCAUAGCUAUUAUAACCAGAAACCGGCUGUCACCUAUGAGAGUGUCAAAGUUAAGCAACCUGUGGUGCAUAGAGUGCAGCACAGACAAAGGGUGCAGGUAAAGAAUCAGGAAGGUUACAGGUAUGAGAAACCUGCAAUCGUUUUCGAGGAGAAACCUCAAGUGAUCGUUGAGCAACAAAAGCCAGCUGUGGUGGAGACUUACUUCCAUCAGAAACAACCGGUGGUGUUGGAGCAGAAGACCAUCGUUCAAGUAAAUCCGGUAACCGCUAAACCUGUGGUCGUAGAGAAUUACGUGUACAAGGAUGAAGGUUACCAUUACGAAAAACCGGCGAUCGCCUUCGAAGAAAGGCCCACGUACAAAGAAGUUGUAACCCAGACCGUAAGGCCGACGACACCGAGGAUCAUUCCUCAAGUUUCGACCUACACUUAUCAUCAUCGCAGACCCACUUACGUUUCGUCUACCACCACCGAGAGAGUUCCAGUCGUCGAAGAAAUUAUUAUUCCGAAGAAGGCGUACGUUACCGGUAGCGAAGAGGGUUACAGCUAUCCGAAACCCGAGAUUAAGUUUGAAUUGCCUAAACCCACUCUAGUGGCGGAAAUCGAAAACGCUCCACUGAAGGAGUUCCGUUAUUACGAUAGCAGAUACCAGAAUGUUGUGUCGAGCACCGCAGCGCCUUUAAGUUCGAGUACGUACAGGAUUAGAACCAGGCGACCAACCCUGAAGAGAGUUUACCUUCCGGUGAGCACUACCGAGAGGGUUGUAGCUUUGACGAGGGAGUACUUGCCUGUUACCCAAGAGUAUAUUCCUAUUACCACUGCUAAGAUCAGCAAGGAGUAUUUGCCUGUCACGAGGAGACCGUCUAAACAGUACCUUCCGGUCACCAAGACUUACGUCCCAGUCACACGUAGACCUUCGAAAGAGUAUCUGCCGGUUACUACCGCUAAGAUUAACAGGGAGUAUUUGCCGGUCACUCGCAGACCUUCCAAGCAAUAUUUACCUGUAACUGAAAUCAACAAGGAGUAUCUUCCUGUUACAACGGCCAGAAGACCAUCCAAGGAAUAUCUUCCCGUCACCACUGAACCAUCGAAAGAGUAUCUCCCUGUUACUACCGCCAGGAGACCAUCCAAGGAAUAUCUUCCUGUUUCUACUGCCAGGAGACCAUCGAAGGAGUACCUUCCGGUUACCACACCUAAGCAAUACGUUUCGGUAACCACACCAAGAGAGUACGUAUCUGUUACUACCGAAGUGCCGUUUGUCAGCACAGCUAAGAUUAGCAAAGAGUACUUACCUGCGACAACGUCGCGAAGGCCUUCCAAAGAAUAUCUUCCUGUCACAAGGAAACCAAGCAGGGAAUAUCUUCCCGUCGCCGUGACAACGCUGAUACCGAGCAAGGAAUAUUUGCCGGUCAAGGGAAUACAGGUGGAGAAUUACGAGAACAAGGAGUACCAGAUUUCGUUGACGGAAAAGCCGAGUCGUGAGUAUCUGCCGGUGAAGUCGUCCACCAGGAGACCGCAAAAGUCGAAGGCCAUCAUUAAGGUGAACGAUUUCCAUCCGAUUUUGGCAGCCAAGUUGGGUGCUCAAUGUACAUGCGUCUCCAAUACUCUGAAACUGCGGAAGAGACCAACGACGAGGAUUCAAGAUCUCGAAGAAUACGUGGAACAAGCCCAAGAAGAUGGCGAUGAUAACGAGGAAGAUGAAAUUGUGAUUGUGAGAAAAUCGACAACACCGUCGUCAUCGAGAGUGGGCAAGAAAUCUCGCAGACCGUCUGUGACGAUCGUCAAGGAUGAAGAGGAGGAUGAAUCCGCUUCAAUCAAGGAGGAAAUCAAGUCGGCUGUAAGAGAGGGUGUCAAGGCUGGUGUUAAGGAGGCUCUGGCCAGCAAAGAUUUCGAUAGGUACGGACCAGGUGGACUUAGAGGUCGCACCGAGACGCUUCAAGGAACCGUCGACUGCCAAAGGGCCGGUCUCUUCAGGCACCCGAAACAUUGCAACAAAUUCUACACGUGCCGUUGGGACGAGAGCAAGAAGAAGUUUACUCUGCACGUUUUCAACUGUCCCGUCCAUCUGACGUUCGACAACAAUUUGGGCGCCUGCAACUGGCCAAGUCAAGGCCCCGCCUGCGUCGACAACACUCUGCUACCCAGCGAAUGAGAGACCCGCAAGACGAUUAACGAAAGAACAACUACACUUUCUCUCUCUCUCUCUCAUAACCCACUCUCAUCGUUUUUAAUUUAUUUAUUCCACCAUCCACGCAUCCAGUUGUACAGCAAAUAAACAAACUACUUUUAUGUUAGGGAAACCCCCACUCCCCCAAUCAACAUCCACACCUAAUUUCCGCAACCCGCGAUCACCACCCCCACGCCCCCUUCGCAUCGCUUGCCAAAUUGGGUGCGGAUCAUAUUAUUACUAUUAUUAUUCUGUAUCUGUAUUCUGUAAACAUUUAUAUGCGAUAAAAGAAACAAAAUCAUCAAGAAGAAGAAGAAGGUAAAGGAUGAUUUGACUCUUUAAAUUAUAUUUAAUUUUAAUGCGCUUCUCUGGGCUAUAUUUGUAAAUCUGUAAAUUUUGUGUGUGUAUGUAU
Nicrophorus vespilloides is the source of this 9407-nucleotide messenger RNA. RefSeq lists its product as uncharacterized. Gene Ontology annotation, molecular function: chitinase activity; chitin binding. NCBI's taxonomy places the organism in Eukaryota, Metazoa, Arthropoda, Insecta, Coleoptera, Silphidae. The transcript is spliced from 8 exons. Gene Ontology annotation, biological process: carbohydrate metabolic process; chitin catabolic process. Gene Ontology annotation, cellular component: extracellular region. The record is from RefSeq and is a predicted model, not a curated record. The coding region runs from base 422 to 8980 and encodes 2852 amino acids.